AUGUCUGGUCACAGACCGAAGCCUCUGGGUGGAUCUUUCAUGUUGGCGUUCGGCACCGGCUCAACAUGGCGAAAGGAAGACCCAGAGACUCUCAACACCGGCCUUGUCGACAUUGUGAAAGAGGCUCUCCUGGCCGGCUAUCGUCACCUGGACACAGCUGAGCUAUAUAACACGGAGAGGGAAGUCGGUGAGGCGAUAAAGCAAUCCGGCGUUCCAGUCUCCGAGAUCUACAUUACCGGGAAAGUGUUCACAACGUCGGACAUCAAAGGAGCGUUUGAUCGCACCUUGCAUCGACUAGGUGUUGGGUAUAUCGACCUCUAUUUGCUUCACCACCCUUACUUUGGCAAUACCAACGCAGAUCUCCAAGCGGCUUGGGUCGAGCUCGAGGCCAUAUACGAUUCCGGGAAAGUCGGCGCCAUCGGUGUCUCUAACUUCACAGAAGCCCACAUCGAGACAGUAUUGGAGAUUGCACGGAUAAGGCCAGCGUGCAACCAGAUCGAAUUGAACCCGUACCUUCAGCGUACUCAGCUGCGGGAGUACCACAAGAAGCACGAUAUACAGACGUUUGCCUUCUCACCCUUGUCGCCAAUAGUCAGAGCGACUCCAGGUCCUCUGGACAGUGAGUUGGAGUCCAUAGCAGAGAAACAGGGAAUAAGUACUGCUGUUGCUUUGAUACGAUGGGCGUUACAGCAAGAGAUUGUGGUGGUGACAACUUCGACGGAGAAGGCUCGGAUGCAGGACCACCUGUUGGCUUUGAAUAAAUCGUUGCCAGAGCAGGACGUGGAAUUGAUCAGUCGAGUAGGUUCAAAGAAACAUUUCAGGGGACGUUGGAAUGAUAAAUUUGCUGCUGGCGAUCGGAACUAA
Fonsecaea pedrosoi CBS 271.37 is the source of this 864-nucleotide messenger RNA. RefSeq lists its product as uncharacterized. The record is from RefSeq and is a predicted model, not a curated record. The transcript has 4 exons. Lineage: Eukaryota; Fungi; Ascomycota; Eurotiomycetes; Chaetothyriales; Herpotrichiellaceae. Bases 1 to 864 code for a protein of 287 amino acids. Gene Ontology annotation, molecular function: oxidoreductase activity, acting on NAD(P)H as acceptor.